This is a messenger RNA of Macrosiphum euphorbiae (potato aphid), 1686 nucleotides long. The record is from the annotation of a GenBank genome assembly. NCBI's taxonomy places the organism in Eukaryota, Metazoa, Arthropoda, Insecta, Hemiptera, Aphididae.
AUGUCUGCCAAAAAAAUUGCGAUUGUCGUGUUUCUAGUGUCGUCUGCGAUCAUCUUGACGCUGCCAACCCGGAGUUCGGGCGACGACACGAACCAGUUAUUUUACGCUAUCGCCGACGACGACGAUAAUAUUAGAAUUCGACACACGGAAGACGGUAGACUCGUCGGUAAAGCUAGUUACACUCAGAGUAUAAACUAUACAGGGUGGGAUUAUUUAGAAAUAUUUACAUCCAUCAAAGAAGAUGACGUGAUUCAAGCCUAUGCCGCUGGUUUGUUGGAAGGAUACGUCACUGCCGACUUGAUAAACACGCAUUGGUAUAAUGUUUUUCAAAAUUUCUGUAACGGUCGACCAUACUUGUGUGAAAAAUUGAACAAGUUCUUGUGGACUAAUAAAAUUGGUCAUGUCCCAAGUGACAGAGAAAAUGGAUCGGACGCAUAUUGGCAUCAAGUUGGUCUCAUGUACAAGCAACUCGACGGAUUAUACGAUGGAUAUAAGCUGAAUACAAAAGAAGGAAUGCAGUCUUUAACAUGGGAAAAUUUUUUUUGGAUGAACAUUCAAGAAGAUUUAUUUAAUUUAUGCGAUGCCUUUAAUUCAUCGCACCCUCGUAAAAAACCAUUUGGGGCUGAAUCGUGUUCAGUUCUUAUAAAAUUACUACCUGGAUCCAAAGAGUUGUUUUUCUCCCACGUUACUGGGAAUCGGUACGAAACAAUGCUGAGAAUACAAAAGCGAUAUCGUCUUAAUUACAAGGAAAGUAAAUCGUCGUACCAACUAGUGUUAGGACACGAUAUAACAUUUAGUUCGUAUCCUGGAUUCAUAUAUUCAAUGGACGAUUUUUACUUGAUUUCUUCGGGUUUAGCAGUCACCGAAACCACUAUUUCUGUUUACAAUCCACAGUUAUGGACCUACGUUCAGCCAGUUGGGCAGGUGUUGGUUUUCGUUCGGGCGAUGGUGGCUAAUCGGCUGGCGUCCGAUGGAUUGGCCUGGACGAAGUUGUUCAAGAAAUACAACAGUGGUACGUACAACAAUCAGUGGCUGGUGAUCAAUUAUUCGCUGUUUCGGCCAGGUCGCAAACUGCCUAGAAGAGGGCUGCUUUUCAUGCUCGAACAAAUUCCGGGACUGGUCGAGACGCGUGACUUGACCGAAUCGUUUCUGAACCAGACGUAUUGGGCGGGCUACAACGUGCCAUUUUUGCCGGCGAUAUCCGAGGCGAGCGGUCAAGACGAUAUGGUGAAGCGAUACGGAAAUUGGUUUUCGUACAAAGACACUCCCCGGGCUCGUAUAUUGGCCAGGGACCACGUUGGUGUGACGGACGUGCCGAGCAUGAUGCACCUGAUGCGUUCCAACGAUUUCAGAAACGAUCCAGAGUCCAGAUGCGAGUCUUGUGCUCCUCCUUAUUCGGCUGCAAACGCCAUUUCGUCCAGAGAUGAUUUGAAUGACAAGGACGGCGUGUACCCGUUCGAGGCGCUUGGCUAUUCGAACAAGGGAGCCAUAGACGCCAAAGUUACGAGCCAUAUGACUUUCAAGAAGCUGAGAUUCUUAGCCGUCUCUGGACCGACCAGGGGUACCGGAGGACGUCUCGGAGAGUUCUGUUUUAGCAAAUCACACGUGGCCAACUUCAGCCACAUCGGAUUACCUGACUGUUGGAGUUUCAAACCCAAGUUGCAUCGGUGGCAGUGGCCAAACUAG